GCUGCAGUCACAUGACACACUGAGUGUCUCACUUCCUCAAACUCUCUCAGUUCAUUCCACCGUGUGUGCUGCAGCUCGCCACUCGAAACCCACGACUGCUUGACUCCGGGUUUCCAGGCUUCCAGACUGCGGGUUUGGUCUGGGUUUGGCCUCAUGGCGAGCUCGCGGGUCGGUCAGUGGAGGUCCAGCGCGCGGGUGGUGUCCACCUGUCUACUCGCCGCGCUUCUCACCUGCACGCUCAGGUGUUCAGAAUGCGUCAAACUGAGCAACAUCAUCCUCAUUCUCACCGACGACCAGGACGUGGAGAUGGGGGGAAUGACACCCAUGAAGAAGACCAAAGAACUGAUCGGUGAUGCUGGUGUAACUUUCUCCAAUGCUUUCACUGCCACCCCUCUGUGCUGUCCCAGUCGCAGCAGCAUCCUCACUGGUAAAUAUCCACACAAUCAUUUGGUCCGAAAUAACUCAAUUUCUGGCAACUGCAGCAGCACGGCGUGGCAGAAGGAGGCCGAGCCCUUUGCCUUUCCGGUUUACCUCAAUAAGAUGCGCUACCAGACCUUCUAUGGUGGGAAAUACCUGAAUCAGUAUGGAAGUAAAGACGCGGGCGGUGUGGGUCAUGUGCCUCCUGGCUGGGACCAAUGGCACGCACUGGUGGGAAACUCUAAAUAUUACAAUUACACACUGUCUGUAAAUGGAAAAGAGGAAAAUCAUGGAGACAACUAUGAGAAGGACUAUCUCACAGACCUGGUUUUGAACCGGUCGCUGCAUUUCCUGGAGGAGCGGAGCCCCAAUCACCCGUUCUUCAUGAUGUUGUGUCCGCCGUCUCCUCACUCGCCGUGGACGGCUGCCCCUCAGUAUCAGCAGUCCUUCAGCGACGUCAAAGCACCACGUGACGGCAGCUUCAACAUGCCUGGAAAGGAUAAACAUUGGUUACUGCGGCAGCCUGCAAAUCCAAUGCCAAACAGCUCCAUUGAGUACCUUGAUAACGCUUACCGCAGGAGGUGGCAGACGCUUCUGUCAGUGGACGACAUGGUGGAGCAGCUGAUUAAGAAACUGGAUUCAAUAAAGGAGUUGAACAACACAUACAUCUUCUACACGUCUGAUCACGGCUAUCACACCGGCCAGUUCUCAUUGCCCAUUGACAAGAGACAGCUUUAUGAGUUUGAUAUUCGCAUCCCUCUCUUGGUUCGGGGUCCAGGAAUCAAACCUAAACAAGCACUUCAGUCUCCAGUGCUGAAUAUAGAUCUUUCUAUGACUAUCCUGGACAUCGCAGGAGUAAACCUCUCCACCGUCAACAUGGACGGACAGUCUUUCCUGCCACAGAUGGCACCAUCGUUGCGUAACGGCACCGAACGGCCCUUCUUUCUGAUUGAGUACACCGGUGAGGGGAAUUCCUCUGAAGAUCCCAGCUGCCCUAAACUCGGUCCUGGACUAGCUGAAUGCUUCCCAGACUGCGUAUGUGAAGAUGCCUUCAACAACACAUACGCCUGCGUCAGAACUCUGAAGGAUGCAAACCUGCAGUACUGCGAGUUCGCAGACAACGAGUCAUUCGUAGAGGUCUACAACCUGACGUCAGAUCCCCAUCAGCUGGAGAACAUCGUGAAGAAGGUCGAUCCUGCGCUUCUGCAGAUCAUGAACCAAAGGCUGAUCAAGCUGGAGUCCUGCACAGGCGACAGCUGUCGAAACGUCAAAUAAAACCAUGCCAGAGGGCGGGCCGGAC
Molecule: messenger RNA, 1717 nt
Organism: Cyprinus carpio (common carp)
Lineage: Eukaryota; Metazoa; Chordata; Actinopteri; Cypriniformes; Cyprinidae
Product: N-acetylglucosamine-6-sulfatase-like
Exons: 13
Coding region: 154-1692 (512 amino acids)
Biological process (GO): glycosaminoglycan metabolic process
Molecular function (GO): N-acetylglucosamine-6-sulfatase activity; glycosaminoglycan binding
Source: RefSeq, a predicted model, not a curated record